GCCACACUGACUGACUCUAGUCUGCAGCAUUACACCUGAGGGCACACCUGACCCGUUGUCUUUCAUGUCGGCAGCUCACAGCAGGACGGCGUUGCCCGGCGAGUCAAUAUGAAGACCAUGAGGGAGUAUGUGAGCUGGCUUUACUAUCAGUACCUGCUCAUCACUGGCAUCUACGUGCUGGAGCCGUGGGAGAAGUCCAUCUUCAACAUCGUCCUGUUUACCAUGGUGGCCAUGGUGGUUUACACUUCUUACGUGUUUGUGCCCAUUCACAUGCGCCUGGCGCUGGAGUUCUUCUUGGGUCUUGCGCGAGGCCAUCCGAGAGCACUGUGGCUCUCAUGAGCUGAGCGUGGAUACAGCUCCUUUAGUUUAACACUCACAAACCAGCCAGAUGACAAGAGACAUGGAAACACUUUUUGAGUUUUGGACGGGUUCCUUCCCCGGUGGGUGAUAUCAGCGGUCAUCAGUGCACUCCUCAACAUCUUGACCCUGAUAUUUGUCAGCGAUAUAAUUUGUUUUGACUAUUUGCCCCGAUGCAAAUGAAGAGGUGUUACAUUUUAUUUUUCAUUUUUUAUGACUGAUGCUGGUUUGUGUGUUUUAUCAUUUUUAUAAUCACCUAUACAGCAGACGUGUUUCUUUUGUUAAACUCCGUCACACCACAGGUUUUGAAAUGUUUGCCUGAUUUGAUGUGAUUGUUCUGUACCCAGGUGUGGUGUGGUCACACACAACACAAGAUUAAAGGCCACACAAUACAAUGGGCCUCAUUCAUGAAACAUUACGUACCUGUAAAAUAUCUUGUUGUUAAUUCUCUCAUUUGCUUACUCCAGCUUUAAUCCUCAUAGUAGCAUGGCCUAGUUAACUAACAGCACUGUUUAGCGUGUUGACAAAAUGUUUAUAUGCUCUCCUACUUGUAAGUCGCUUCGGAUAAAAGCGUCUGCCAAAUGAAUAAAUGUAAAUCUAGGAAUGCUGGUUCUUUGGUUUGGCAACAUUAUUUUGCAUAGAUGCAUACGAUACUAAUAGGCUAUAUGCCUUAGAAAAUAUUCAGUUAAUCUAUGUCCACAAAGGCCUUUUUAACCAGCUGAAAUAUUAAUGGUGUUCUUCUAAAAACGACCAGCUGGUGGCACUUGAGAACGCUUUGGAUGCACUGCGCAUCAUUACCGAGAUGCGUUGGUUGCUGUGAUUUGAAAUAUCAGCAACAGUUAGCCUACUUGUUAUUUGUCAUGAUCCUGCCUUUUAUAGUCAUAGUUUUCGAGUCUUGUGGCAGAAUCAUGACAGACCCACGUGUCUAGUGUGAGAAGGACAUGGCAUUGUUUGUAUGAGACAUGUCAUACCCUUUC
Molecule: messenger RNA, 1334 nt
Organism: Triplophysa dalaica
Lineage: Eukaryota; Metazoa; Chordata; Actinopteri; Cypriniformes; Nemacheilidae
Gene: sptssb
Product: serine palmitoyltransferase, small subunit B
Exons: 2
Coding region: 109-339 (76 amino acids)
Biological process (GO): ceramide biosynthetic process; endoplasmic reticulum organization
Cellular component (GO): serine palmitoyltransferase complex
Molecular function (GO): serine C-palmitoyltransferase activity
Source: RefSeq, a predicted model, not a curated record